UCGUGAGCAGAAAACACUUGGUAAUCCACUGUACGGGACUGGCUGCCGCUUCUCUUGAAGCUCCAUCUUUCAGCCGACUCCUUAUAAGUCAUUACAGCAUUUCUUUUGUUUUUCUCCUUUCUUUGCUCACUCCUUGCGCUCAUUCUCGCCACUGCUCAGACCAGGGUUGUGUGUUGUUGGGGUUGAGGGGUUGUGUUGUGUUCAGCUUGAGGAAGGAACAUGCAGCAUCCCGGAGGAACAUGUGUGGCGUUACCCAACGUGGAUGCCUGCCCUCAGUUAUCCUGCGCUGCUCUCACCUUUAUGUAUUUACAGCAGGGUAACCAGGAUACACCAACACUCCCGGACCCAUCCAUGGCCCAGACUUACCCGUCAGCCCAGUUUGCUCCCCUUCCCCAAAAUGGCAUUCCCACCGAGUUCACAACGUCGCACCCACAUCCACAUUCACAUCAGCACCCAACACCUCAAGACUACUCCGGUGUCCAGGCCUCGAUCAGCGACCAUCCACUCAACAUGUACCAGUCCUCUCAGAGCCACAGUGACCAGAAUGGAUCAGACACCGGCAGUCAGACGGUCACUGGCACAGCCACACAGACAGAUGAUGCCUCUCAGACAGACAGUCAUCCACCAACACAGACCGUACCUGAAAACACAGACAGCAAAGCCCAACCCAAAAGACUUCAUGUGUCCAACAUCCCCUUCAGAUUCAGAGAUCCAGACCUCAGGCAAAUGUUUGGCCAAUUUGGCAAAGUCUUAGACGUGGAAAUCAUCUUCAACGAGCGCGGCUCAAAGGGUUUUGGAUUCGUAACAUUCGAGCAUAGUUUGGAUGCCGACAGAGCCAGAGAGAAAUUGCAUGGCACUGUGGUCGAAGGCCGAAAAAUAGAGGUCAACAAUGCAACAGCCCGAGUAAUGACAAAUAAGAAGGCUGUCAACCCAUAUGCAAACGGCUGGAAGUUAAAUCCAGUGGUCAGUGCUGUCUAUAGCCCAGAAUUCUAUGCAGUACCAGGUUUUCCCUACCCAGCAACCAGUGCAGCAGCAGCAUACAGAGGAACCCACCUACGAGGUCGAGGACGAACAGUCUACAACACAUUCAGGGCAGCCGCUCCGCCUCCUCAUAUUCCAUCUUAUGGAGGUGUUGUUUACCAGGAUGGAUUUUAUGGUGCAGAUAUGUAUGGUGGUUACGCUGCCUACAGAUUUGCCCAGCCUACUGCUGCCACAGCAUCUGCAUACAGUGACAGUUAUGGACGAGUAUAUGCUGCCGAUCCCUACAACCACACACUCACUCCAGCAGCCGCAUACAGCAUUGGUGCCAUGAAUACAUUCGCCCCGCUGUCGGACGCCAAAACUCGGAGCCAUGUCGACGACGUGGGGCUUGUGCUGUCCUCUCUCCAGGCUAGUAUAUACCGAGGAGGCUACAGCCGCUUUGCUCCCUAUUAACAGCGCGUCCAAUCAAAUCUCAACCUUGCAAACGGACAGGAAGAACGUGUGAGUGUGUGCUCGUGUGUAUGUGUGUGUGUGUGUGUGUGUGUGUGUGAGAGAAUGAGAUCUGCAAGUGCAAGUUCAAAAGAGAGACAUUGCUGAGGCCUGGGUAUUGCAAUACAUGCAAUUUAAGCAUCAUUUGAGCAUCUCCUAAGCGAGAAAAAUCUAUAAAACGAAAAUGACAGCUGAUAUUUUUCAUCUUAUACCUCAGAUAUUUUGUGCUGUGUAUUUUGAUAUUGUGGGUUUUUAAUUUAUCAGGAUUUAAAAGACAUGCUGUAGUUUAUCAUCUGUAGAGGUUUUGUCCAUGGUACUAAUAGAGCAACCGUUAGAGUACAAUUAGACCACAGAGAACAUAUUUAUCAGAUUGUUGUACACCAAUCUUGUGGGAUAUAAUGUAACAUGUUUUGUUUAUUUAAAAGCAUGUAUCUCCAUGUUUUUAUUUAUUUGGGGGAAAACAAACGGGGGGAAAUGAAUGCCUUUCUGUGGGCAACAAUGUUGAGUUGUGUGCUAAAAAGUGUUUUUCUUUGAACUGCGCUGCAUUUUCAUGCAGUUUGGGAGUCAGGAAAUGUUGGAGAACAUUGUCAGAGUUACGUUUUUGUGGACAUUUAAUGCGCAGGAUCGUCCAAGUAAAAGCAGCAUAGGUCGGUAAAAGAUGGCUAAGUCGUUGAAGUCCAUUGUUUCCGGAUCAUGACUUCGCCAUCUUAACGAUAUUUCAGUUGAAGAAGUAUUUUAUUUGUGUAUUGUUUUAUUUAUUGUAAUCCCUGUUAGAAUACGUUGAUUUUCCAGACACAAGUCGAUGCCUUUGGGUUCUUGUUUUGUUUUAAUGUCAGGGGAAUUUAGUCGUGAUCGCAAGUUUAGAUGCAAAGUAUAGGCAAUCCCUGAUAGUAUAGGCCUGCAUAGCUGAUAGGAAAAAUGUGAAUAGUUUAGUUGGUAAGGAGAAAAAGAUGUGAGUCAGCACGUUAUUCAGACUGUAGCUUUACUGAGUCAAUAACGUGGUUCUCUCUUACAUCACGUCAAGCCAAAGGAUCCAGCGGAUAGCAACAUAUCUGGUGUGUUUAUGUGUUUAGUCAAGGUUCUACAUCAAAUAGAGAGGAAGGGGACUGUCAUGGAAACCUGAACAUGUGUUUAUGAGUUAGUUGUUUAGUCUAUGAGGUCAAAUAUGGAAAUGAAAGUCAGUCACAUGGUGCAGUUUGUGGCACUGAUGUUUUUUUUGUUCCGAGUAGCAAUGGUCAUUAACAUUUUUAUAGGAACUUCCAAUAUAUUCAUCGGUACGAUUGAUGAUUUUUAUAUUGCUGGAGAGAUUUAAAAUAUAUAUUGCAGUGGCCAAAUGCCACUUUGUAUUUUUUCUUUUUUUGUUUCCAUGGUUUUGUUUUGGUUUUUUUUGCCUUUUUCUUUAAUAUUUAAAAUGAAUGGGGGAUCAAAUAAAAUAAUCCAACAAUGUAAUAUAUUUGAACUGUGCAGUGAAGAUGUUCUUAUAUGAAACACAUAAUGGUAUAAUGUUUUAGACUUAGGCACAUAGAUCAGUUGUUAGGGCAAGCUAUAUUCUUUGCAAAGUCAUGUUCUGAUUUUCUUUCCAAAUAAUCACAUUGUAGUUAUGCAGUAUAUAUGCUCAUAAUUGACUUUGUCAGAUGUACUAUUUUGCACAACUUGUAAUUUUUACAUAAAUCUGAGACAUAUCAGUGCAGUAGUUGUACAUUUUCCCUGUCUUUUUUGUUUCUCAUGUUAUUGUUGGUGACAACUUACUUUUCAAGGCUCUCGACCUUUUACUCUUUGAAAAGUAACUGUUUGAAUAUUACACAAUUAUAUACAUAAGAGGAGUGAAUACAUUGUGAACAAGUUAAUAAAUGAUGUAAAUAGACGUUAAUGGACUCAAUCUGUAGUGUAUUUGAACCACGCUACUUCGGGAACGGAGGAGUUUGGCUGUGGAUUACGGUGCCGCUCCCGACACCACAUUCUGUUUACAGAUGAUCCAAAUCAGCGCUGUUGUUACACACAUCUCUUCUUUUUUGUAUCUAUCAUAAAUGACAUAGGGAAAACCCUCAGACGCCUCAUAAAAGGCAGCCAUGAAGGCACUAGGCCAGUUUGCUUUGUGUGCUCUGAGUGAGGAUGUAUGCUCAGAAACAGGACGAAUGAAGGUCUUCACUAUGCUGAAUGUCUGACUCUGCAACUACUUUAUCCAAGUGCUGCUUCCAGUAGGUGUUGUGGUUCAAAACAAGGCUUCCUGCACCGUCAUUGUAUGUGCAUGUACUAUGGUUCUUCCACUUACCAAUAACCAUAAAUAAAGUUUUGUUUUCUCAAGCUUC
This is a messenger RNA of Dunckerocampus dactyliophorus (ringed pipefish), 3779 nucleotides long. It is a transcript of the gene rbfox1, whose product is annotated as RNA binding fox-1 homolog 1. Gene Ontology annotation, biological process: nervous system development; regulation of alternative mRNA splicing, via spliceosome. Bases 220 to 1434 code for a protein of 404 amino acids. NCBI's taxonomy places the organism in Eukaryota, Metazoa, Chordata, Actinopteri, Syngnathiformes, Syngnathidae. Gene Ontology annotation, molecular function: mRNA binding. The transcript is spliced from 12 exons. Gene Ontology annotation, cellular component: cytoplasm; nucleus. The record is from RefSeq and is a predicted model, not a curated record.